AUGUUUGGGUUCUCUCGCAGGCGCAUGAAACUUGGCAGAUUGAAGGUGCAGCUUUCUGAUACUCCCCAGGGAACUAGAAGUCCCAUAAGACACCCCAAGAGAAAUGGAAACUCCAAUGGUGAUGGGGUUGCAGGGACACUUGGUCAUGCUGAGGAAACUGAGUUUUCGCCAUCUGCUGCACCCGAGAUGAGUACUUGUACAUCAGCCAGUUCAGAGAACUGGAUGGUGUUGUCAAUUGCAGGGGAUAAGCCCACUCCUAGAUCUUAUCAUGCGGCAGCUGUGAUUGAGAAUAAGAUGAUAGUGGUUGGUGGUGAAUCUGGAAGCGGAUUGUUAGAUGAUGUGCAGGUGCUAAAUUUUGAUAGAUUUUCAUGGACAACAGCAUCAUCAAAGCUCUACUUGUCACCAAGUAGUCUCCCACUGAAGAUUCCAGCAUGCAAGGGUCAUAGUUUGGUUUCUUGGGGGAAAAAGGCACUCCUCAUUGGAGGGAAAACUGACCCUGGAAGUGACAAAAUUUCCGUAUGGGCAUUUGAUACCGAGACGGAGUGCUGGUCGCUCAUGGAAGCAAAGGGAGACAUACCGUGUGCUCGCAGUGGCCACACUGUUGUCAGGGCAAGCGGUGCCUUAAUAUUGUUUGGAGGAGAAGAUACAAAAAGGAGGAAACUGAAUGAUCUACAUAUGUUUGAUCUCAAGUCCUUGACAUGGCUUCCACUUCAUUGCACGGGAACAGCACCUUCUCCGAGAUUCAACCAUGUUGCAGCUCUUCAUGAUGGAAAAAAUCUUUUGGUAUUUGGAGGAACAUCAAAAUCCAGGACAUUGAAUGACUUAUAUUCACUUGACUUCGAAACAAUGGCAUGGUCAAGAAUAAAGAUACGUGGUUUCCAUCCAACACCUAGAGCUGGUUGCUGUGGCGUUCUUUGUGGCAGUAAAUGGUAUAUCACAGGGGGUGGAAGCAGGAAGAAACGGCAUGGUGAGACUCUGAUAUAUGAUGUUAUAAAAUCUGAAUGGUCUGUGGCAAUUGCAUCACCGCCAUCUUCUAUCACUAUCAAUAAGGGUUUUAGCCUGGUACUGGUGCAGCAUAAGGAAAAGGAUUUUCUUGUUGCAUUUGGAGGAUCUAAAAAAGAGCCAUCAAAUCAGGUGGAAGUGCUGAUAACAGAAAAGAAUGAAGCAACUACCUUGGCAAAACGCUCUGUUCCUGCUAAAGGUCCAGGUUCUAUACUACCGGGAAAGCGGUCAUCAUCCAUCGGAUUGGCCUCACAGCAUAAGAAUGAUCCUUCUCAUCUUCUGAUUGAUUCUGUUGCUCGACAAAAUCUGGCAUCUGCAAUUGAACAUGGUUCUGGAAGGAAAUCCCUUUCAGAAUCCUUGCUUGUACAAGAUUCAAAUUCUAUCCCAACCAACAUUUCCCUUCGCAGGCAAUUCGAUCAUGACGAAGAAUACAAUGCAGAUGUUAGGAUUGACAAGAAUUCUGAAGAUGAAAGUCCAUUUCCUCAGGCAGCAGAACACAGGAAAAAUCAAAAUGACCAUGGAAAUCAGAUAAGUGGCAUGAAGGUCAAUAUGGAUGAACAUGUGAUGGUAUCUGGAAGUUCAAAUCAACCGAAUCAAAUCUUUGGGAACCUUAUCUUAGAAAGUGAUGAUGUGUCGGUCACUGAAAACAGCAAAUCCGGAUCGCUGUGCACUCCUCCAAACAUCUAUAAUUAUUACGAAGCUAAAGUGGCCACCUUAAUAAGGAAAAAUGGUAUUCUAGAGGGACAAUUAGCAGCUGCAUUGGCGAGCAAAGAAGCUAUUGAUAAAAGUUUAGCAUCAGCUCUCAAAAGCCGGCAGGAGAUGGAUAAGAAAUUAUCUGAUACACUGAAGGAGAUGGAAUUACUGAGAGAGAAGCUGGCUAGUGUAGAGUUAGCCCAUGAAGAGGCUAAUAGCCUCUCCAACAUUGUUCACUCUGAUAAUGUAAGGCUUGAGCAUGAUGUAGCUUUCCUCAAAGCUGUUUUAGAUGAUACACAGAAGGAGUUGCACUCAACAAGAGGAGUUCUUCAAGGAGAAAGAGCCAGGGCAUUCCAAUUACAGGUUGAAGUUUUUCAUCUCAAGCAGAGACUGCAAUCAAUGGAAAAUCGAGCACCGACUCCUAGGAAACCUUUCCAUGUGUAGUGAAAAGGUAAUUUGGUGUUUAAUGUUGGUAAUGAAUUUCAGGAAAGGUGCAUCUUAUAAAGGUAUGCAUGAGACUUGAGCCCCAGCAAAGGCGCAGUUAAUGGAAGAAUUAGAAUUCGGCUCCUAAGAUUGGAUUUGUACAUGUUUGACUUGGUGAAUUCAUCUUCCACAGUCCUUUAUAGGAACAGAUUUUUGUUAACACUAGAGCCGAAGAAAAAAUAUCAUGGAAAAGUUGCAUGUGUCAUCUCUUCUUUUAUUUCUGGCUAUUUUAUUUACUUUAAUCA
Messenger RNA from Arachis ipaensis, 2423 nucleotides. RefSeq lists its product as uncharacterized. The record is from RefSeq and is a predicted model, not a curated record. Gene Ontology annotation, molecular function: protein binding. Lineage: Eukaryota; Viridiplantae; Streptophyta; Magnoliopsida; Fabales; Fabaceae.